AUGUCAACACCCCAAGGAUCUGGACCUGGCUCCGGCUCUGGCAUAGGCCCACACUACUAUGUUGGACCCUUCGGUCGUAUGUUACCCACAGAUGGCCCAUCCUCGGAGCAGCAACCCGAGCUUUCAGCUAAUUUACAAGAAUCCGCGGACCUUCCAUACCAGCUUCCACCCCCGCGCGCACAUGCUAGCCUACAAUUCGGUUCUGAUCCCUUUACUCGGCAGCAAGAUAGUCCCCAGGGGAAAGACAGUCGAUUAAAUCACCAUAAGCCAGAACAACUUCCCUCCGUGAGUCAAAUACUCACUCCAACACCGGGUACCAAUUCAGCGCAAUACCCUAAACCAUUUGCGAGUUCAACACCAAACAUGGGGCGUCGUGAAUCUGCAUAUCCGCCUCUUUAUCACGACCCGAAUCUCCAGGUUUCGCCAACCUCUGUACAUGAUAGAGGCCGCUCUGAAUCUCUCCCACAGCUGCAUACUGGCCUGCCUUCAUUGUCACAAGUGGCUCUGCAUGGCCAUGGAGGGAUACGAAAUCACACACCGACAAGAAGUGAUCCAUCCGCUACAUCCUUUCCACACGGCCAGAUACCCCUUCACAGCACAUCCUCACAUGAUCAAGCACCAAGUGGGGAGUUGUCAUCUCCGGAAAGUUCGAAUCGGUCACGGAACCAGCCCCUCCGCCCUCAUGUGGUAGAUGAGCGAGUAAUUGACGGGGAGCUCUGCUUCGUAUAUGCAGACGGGUCCUUCUGUCCCAAAUUCAUCGACGGCACACCCGUUAACGCGAAUUGGGGUGUAACGAAGGCCGGCCGGCCGAGAAAGCGCCUUGGACUUGCCUGCUUGACCUGCCGUGAGAAGAAGAUCAAGUGUAAUCCUAACCCAACUCCUAAGGCCGUCUGUGAUCAAUGCCGGAAAUCUGGACGGGAAUGCAGGUUCGAAAGUGCCCCGCGGGGGAAUCGUCCUCCGUUGAGAGGAUCAGCAGGGCCGUCUGGCAGACCCGACCAUUACGCCCCUACUAGCCACGGCGCUUUGGAUAUUUCUACUUCACCUUACGACAUCGCUCGAGCCUCGGACAGUGCGACCUCCCUUCCAGGGACCACCGGCCACUCACCAAUCUCAGAGGGCUCGAGGUUGACGCCGUCUGCCCAAGAAGCCACCUAUGAAACCAUGGCCGACGCGGACAAAGCUUUAACGUCCCGACCUUACCGAUUCCCACCGUCUUUACCCGGCACAGAUGAUACCAUCGGACGACCGUCGGCACAUAUCGAGUCUACUCGUUCGCCCGAGUACUCCGACAUUCUAGGGGAACUCAAGGACAACAACUCGACCGACCCCCUUGCGGCCUCGUGGCAGGUGGACCCGUAUGAAAACGACCCAGAAGCGGCGGUUCAUUACACCGAGUGUUAUUUCUUGCACGUAAAUGACGGUCUGUACCACAUGUUCCCGCAUGGACGAUUCGGCUCGUGGUUGAAGACCUACCCUACCAAGUCUGCAGACGACAAGAUGCUUCUUUAUUCAAUGAUGGCUCUUGGAUCUGUGUUCUCGGAUAGACCGGACAAAAUGGCAGCUAUGAAACGAUACUCUCGUAUAGCGCGCUUUGCCAUUAACAGAAGCCAGCAUACUCUCUCUUUGCAACUUGCUCAGAGCCAUAUCAUAAUGAGUCUUUGGUACUAUGCUACAGGGUCGCUGGUCGGGUCUUGGGACUCGAUAGGCGCAGCAGGAAGAGCCGUCUUUGGACUUCGUUACAACGUGGAAUCUGGCGGUGUUGUUGUGGAUCAAAGCCAGAUAUGUGACUACGGGUUGCAUCCGCAGGCCUUGAUUGAGUGCAGACGGCGAACGUUUUGGAUUGCUUUCGUGCUUGAUCGAUUCUCAAGCCUCUAUUCCUCUUCGUCGACUUUCAUCUCGUCAGAUGCAGCCCUGCUGAGGCUCCCGUGCCGAGAAGAAAUCUACGAGACUCAGCAGUACGCAACAGUUCCCUAUUUCCAAUCAUUCCUCAACCACAUCCCAGCUUCUCCUGCAUACAACCGAAUCGCCGAAGAAUUCCACACCACCAUCAUCCAAAAGUCCAAUCAAUGGAUGACCCGACUUCCCGAGUACCUGUCAUUCUCACAUAUAAAUCUAGAACGAAGCAUCCGGCAAAGAAAAGCAGAUACCUUCAUUUCAACCCAUUUGUUCUACCACGCCAGUUUGAUGAAACUGUACAGACACGCCCGCUACCAGAGCCUCCGACCCGAAAUACUAGGCCAGUACAUUCACCGCGCUCGAUAUCACGCCGUUGAGAUCCUUCGCAUCUCCCUUACCUUCGACCAAUACGCCAAAAAGAUCGUCCCUUCUCGGCACAACACAGAGACUUCCAUUUCUCAAUUAACCCUUCUGAAUCCAUUCCUCGGUUACGUGAUUCUAUCAGCCGUGGAUGUCCUCAGCUCCGCUGGUCUGGCGUCCCAGUUGCACGAAUGCAUCUCUUAUAUUAGAGGUGCAUUAGACACCGUUCAAGAACUCGGUCGCUAUUGGGAUAGCUCUUUGCAACUGGUCAAUGUGCUUCACAGACGCCUGGGUCUGAUGAUUAGCUGCCUGAAUGAGCGCAGCGUCUUGACGGAGAAACAGGGCUUUGCGCUCGAUGGCCCGCCGCUUGAGACGAAGGUCCAUGCUGGCGCUUUGCAUUCUCAUCCGCCUGCAACUAUGGGUGAGGAUCUGUUUACGGGUUCGAUGCCUAGAGAGGUGCUUUUGAAUGCUCUACGACUUGAUGAGACACUCAUCUCGGAGAGUGGUAUCGCUUGGAUUAGAGACCCAUGA
Penicillium crustosum is the source of this 2787-nucleotide messenger RNA. RefSeq names its product Zn(II)2Cys6 transcription factor. Gene Ontology annotation, cellular component: nucleus. The record is from RefSeq and is a predicted model, not a curated record. Gene Ontology annotation, molecular function: zinc ion binding; DNA binding; DNA-binding transcription factor activity, RNA polymerase II-specific. Gene Ontology annotation, biological process: regulation of DNA-templated transcription; DNA-templated transcription. Bases 1 to 2787 code for a protein of 928 amino acids. The transcript has 4 exons. Lineage: Eukaryota; Fungi; Ascomycota; Eurotiomycetes; Eurotiales; Aspergillaceae.